Oncorhynchus keta (chum salmon) is the source of this 1215-nucleotide messenger RNA. RefSeq names its product carbonyl reductase [NADPH] 1-like. Bases 137 to 967 code for a protein of 276 amino acids. Gene Ontology annotation, molecular function: carbonyl reductase (NADPH) activity. The record is from RefSeq and is a predicted model, not a curated record. NCBI's taxonomy places the organism in Eukaryota, Metazoa, Chordata, Actinopteri, Salmoniformes, Salmonidae. The transcript has 4 exons.
GCUAGACGUUCCUCUACACCCAGCUCAGUGUACACGUCAGCCUAAUACAACCACAGCGCAGCUAAUUACAUUAUUUCAACCAGAGUUGGGCUAUUUUAACUAAUUCCUUUACAGAAAAAAAGUUUGAGCAAAGGAGAUGUCCAAAAAGGUGGCAGUAGUUACCGGUGCCAAUAAAGGCAUAGGGCUUGCGAUUGUGAGGGAGCUUUGUAAGGCUAAAUUUACCGGGGAUGUUAUUCUUACUGCUCGAAAUGAGAAACUUGGAAAUGAGGCAGUGAAGAUGCUGAAGUCCGAAGGAUUUGAAGUUUCUUUCCACCACCUUGAUAUCUGCGACCAGGGCAGCGCCAAGCAACUGAGUAACUUUCUGCAGAAGACGUAUGGCGGAUUGGAUGUGCUCAUUAACAACGCUGGAAUGGCUUUUAAGAAUGAUGCGACUGAGACUUUUGGGGAACAGGCUGAGGUGACCAUGCGUACCAACUUUUGGGGCACCCUGUGGGUGUGCCAUGCUCUCCUACCCCUCCUUAGACCAAAUGCCAGAGUGGUGAAUGUCUCCAGCUUUGUUAGCAAGAAGGCUCUUGAUACAUGCAGCCCUCAACUACAAGCCAAGUUCCGUGAUACUGAGCUCUCUGAGGAGGAGCUGUGCUUGCUGAUGGGGCAGUUUGUUAUUGCCGCUCAGCAGGGAAACCAUCAGGCCCAGGGGUGGCCAAACACAGCCUAUGGCACAACAAAGAUCGGAGUGACUGUGCUGUCCAGGAUUCAGGCUCAUUUUCUGACUAAGACCCGGGCAGCUGAUGGAAUCCUGCUCAACGCCUGCUGCCCUGGCUGGGUCCGCACUGACAUGGCAGGCUCCAAAGCCCCCAAGAGUCCUGAAGAAGGUGCACAGACUCCUACCUUUCUGGCACUUCUUCCUGAAGGGGCCAAGGAGCCACAUGGACAGUUGGUGUGGGACAAGACCGUUCAGGAAUGGUAGAGUGGAGGCAGCAGGAAGUUUACCUCAUCUCAGAGACUUGAGGAAAUUGCUCAAAAAGAUUCUGCCAAAUUCACAUGACAAAAGACUCAUUGCAACAGAGGGUUUAGACAUAUCAUCUUAGCAUUUUUUUCUUUAUAUGAUUUAAUGUGAUUAAUUGGCAUAAACACUCCGGAGUACUUUCAUUGUAAUGAAAGCCUGUUAUUCUUUCAAAAAGUUUGAUGUAAAGAAUUAAAAUAUAUUGAUGAUAA